Sebastes umbrosus (honeycomb rockfish) is the source of this 1487-nucleotide messenger RNA. Its product is annotated as dual adapter for phosphotyrosine and 3-phosphotyrosine and 3-phosphoinositide-like. The record is from RefSeq and is a predicted model, not a curated record. Bases 83 to 826 code for a protein of 247 amino acids. The transcript is spliced from 9 exons. NCBI's taxonomy places the organism in Eukaryota, Metazoa, Chordata, Actinopteri, Perciformes, Sebastidae.
UCACUUCUCUGCGUGACUCGCUGCUUCUCUCUCAGAUGACCGACACACUGUUGAGGCUUUGACUGAAUCCUGAGACCCUGACAUGAGUUUCUACAGUGAUGUGUCCACGGACGAGCUGGUGACUUUGGGGUGGUACCACUAUGACCUGUCCCGCCAUGCUGCAGAGGCCCUUCUCUUGUCUAAUGGGACUGAUGGAAGUUAUCUCCUGAGAAACAGUAAUGAGGGACCAGGCUGCUUCGCCCUGUCUGUCAGGGCAAAGGAUUCUGUCAAGCAUUUUCACGUGACACGCAAAGACAACGGCUAUGUGUUUGGGUUUAAUGAGUUUGCAACCCUUCAUGACUUUGUCAACCACUUCGCUAACCAGCCUCUCCUGGGCAGUGACACAGGAACCCUCAUCGUGCUGAAGUGUCCGUAUCCGUGGCGUGUGGAGGAGCCAUCCAUCUAUGAGUCUGUACGAGUUCACACAGCCAUACAGACAGGCCGCACGGAAAAUGAUCUGGUGCCCAAAGCCACAUCGCUGGGCACAAAGGAAGGCUAUCUGGUGAAACAAGGAGCAAUUGUGAAGAACUGGAAACAGAGGUGGUUCACACUCAACAGAUAUGAUCUCAAAUACUUCAAAGACAAAGCGUGUGAGGGGCCCAUUCGAACCCUGGAUCUGAGAGCCUGCUCCGCAGUCCAGUUUGACUACUCUCAGGACAGAGUAAACUGUUUCUGCCUGGUGUUUCCUGAGAGGACAUUUUAUCUUUGUGCAAAGGCGGGAGUGGAGGCGGAUGAGUGGAUCAAGAUCCUGAGGUGGAAACUGUCACAGAUAAGCAAAGGUCGAUGACUGCUGUCAGUGGAGACUCCGGAGAUGGAAAGAAGCCCCAAGUUCAUAGAAGACGUCACAUCAGCUGGAUGAACAAUGAAGAACAGCACCAUUGAAAACUGAAGAGUAGACUGGAGCGUGAAUAACACUGGGACACAUGUCCCUUAGUGUACUGACUGGAGGCUAACUACUUGGAUGUGACUCCACUUUGCUUUAUGAUAGUCCAAAGAUGCUUUAGUUCUCAUGUGUCCUGCAGUCUAUCUUUGCUGCUUUUCUUGCCCAGAGGAUGUUUGUUCCGAGUAUGUUUUGCUUUAACACCUACUUAAAGGGGACAUAUGAUGAAAAACUCUGCUUGUGUACUGAAGUGCCUACCAACCCACAAACUGUAAAAUAAAACAACCCAGUCAGGUUUCCUGAGCUGCCUAGAUCUUUGCUUAAGAUCUAUCAGGCUUCAAUACACACACACACACACACACACGCACACACACAACCACGCCUGUAAUGUCAUCAUUUUAGGGGCAUCAGGCUUUGGUGUUCCAGGGCAGCAAGGCCGUCAAAUAAAACAAUGAUUUUAAGUCCACGGAAAUAAUGAAUUUAUCUCAAGGGUUAAUGAAGGAUGAUUUUAUUUUUAAUACAUAGUAUAACUAUCAUUGAAAUAAAUACAUUUAAAAAAACAAAAAAA